Molecule: messenger RNA, 2387 nt
Organism: Xylona heveae TC161
Lineage: Eukaryota; Fungi; Ascomycota; Xylonomycetes; Xylonales; Xylonaceae
Product: VHS domain-containing protein
Exons: 8
Coding region: 141-2144 (667 amino acids)
Biological process (GO): Golgi to vacuole transport; Golgi to endosome transport; protein transport to vacuole involved in ubiquitin-dependent protein catabolic process via the multivesicular body sorting pathway
Cellular component (GO): trans-Golgi network
Molecular function (GO): ubiquitin binding; phosphatidylinositol binding
Source: RefSeq, a predicted model, not a curated record
CUCCUCCGACACCAAACAACACACUCGCCAUAGUCAAUACAAGCUUCAAUAGUAUAUACUAUUGAAUCUGGAGCUUCGUCUCCUUUUCUUCCAUCUGUUGACCCUCUCAAACCACCACCGUGGAGGCCACAUCGGCGCGAAUGGCCGCCAGGGACCGCCUCGGCGGUCUCGGCGACCCUUCUCCCUCUGUCUUGCAGCGCUUCAUUCAGAAUGCCUGCGAUCCUCAGAACUAUGAGCCGAACCUGGCCCUGGACCUUGAGAUUGCCGACCUUAUUAAUUCCAAGAAGGGCAAUGCUCCUCGAGAAGCUGCUGUAGCAAUUGUUCAUUUCAUCAAUCACCGCAACCCCAAUGUGUCAUUGCUUGCGCUGACGCUUCUCGAUAUCUGCGUCAAAAACUGCGGCUACCCGUUCCACCUUCAGAUCAGCACAAAAGAGUUUCUCAAUGAGCUCGUCCGUCGCUUCCCGGAGCGCCCACCCAUGCGCCCUACCAAGGUCCAGCUGCGGAUUCUGGAGGCCAUUGAGGAAUGGCGUCAGACAAUAUGUCAGACCUCACGCUACAAGGAGGAUCUCGGCUUCAUCAGGGACAUGCAUCGGUUGUUGAGCUACAAGGGGUACAUGUUCCCAGAAGUACGAAAGGAAGAUGCUGCAGUGCUCAAUCCUAGCGAUAAUCUUCGGUCUGCCGAGGAGAUGGAAGAGGAAGAACGAGCAGCUCAGUCCGCCAAGCUCCAGGAGUUGAUCAGAAGAGGCACACCUGCGGACCUCCAGGAGGCUAACAAGCUCAUGAAAGUCAUGGCAGGAUAUGAUACACGGAAUAAGACUGAUUAUCGGGCAAAAGCUGCGGAAGAAGUGGGCAAGAUUCAGGAAAAAGCAAGGCUGCUGGAAGAUAUGCUGCAGCAGUAUCGAGAGGGUGAUGCUAUCCGGGAAGGCGAUGUCUUUGAGGAGCUUUCGACUGCGCUCUCAAGCGCACAACCCAAGAUUCAAAAGAUGUGCGAAGAGGAAUCAGACGACACAGAAGCCGUGGCCAAGCUCUUGGAGAUUAACGACAGCAUACACAGAACCAUUGAGCGCUACAAGCUGAUCAAAAAGGGCGAUCUCUCUGGCGCUUCCAAGAUACCCAAAGGAACAUUGGGAACCACGACUGGAGUCAGCAAAAACGCAGAAAACGAGCUCUCUUUGAUCGAUCUCGGAGGGCCCGAGCCUGCUCCCGCUCCCGCUCCCGCUCCUGCUCCCGUACCUUUCGCCUCUACAUCUGGCAGUUCUGCUCCUGUAUCGACAGAUGCUCCCAAAGCCGGGGGUCUUGAGGAUGACUUGCUUGGUCUCUCCUUUCAGGACAGCAGCUAUGGUCAAGGAGGUGGCAUCUCUCUUGGCCUGGGUGGAGCCCCAAGUUCUACAUUGCCCACAUUUGCAUCCCCCCAGCAAACUCCUCUUCAAGCUUUGACACCAACCCUUUCUCCACCGCCCCCACCACCGCCGCAAGCAACAAAACCCAACUAUGAUGCAUUUGCAGCGUUAUCUAGCCUAGGAUCGAGCUCGCAAACCGCCACCCCUCCGCCUGCUCUGUCCCAGCAGCCACCCGCACCUCAGCCGCGAGCUGCUGCUGACCCAUUCGCAAGCCUCACCUCCUCUUCUCAGCGACAGGACUCGCCCUUCCAGUUCCAACAGCACACAUCUGCUACACCUUCAGGGUUCGGGUUUGGCCAGCCUGCCGCUCCGGCGCCUGUACAGCCCACCUCGGCAGCCGCUGAUGACGAAUGGACCUUCUCGUCAGCUCUGCCCGAUCAGCCUGAAACGAAGGAGGUCCUGGUGCUCAACUCGGGCCUUCAAGUUGUGCUAGCCGUUUCUCGACCAGCUGGACAAAAUCCAACGUUGGAAAUUCUUGCUAGGUUCUCCAACAAUUCUGCUCAGGCACUUUCCGAUCUCACUUUCCAAGUUGCUGUCACAAGGGGCUACUCGCUCAAGCUGGAACCCCAGUCCGGACGGUCAAUGCAGCCACAUCAGCGCAACGGGAUUACUCAAUCCAUCCAUCUGAAUGGUGUAGAACGGGGCAAGGGCAAUACGGUCAAGCUACGGUGGAAAGCGUCGUAUCGGGAAGGAAUUGAGUUUCGCGAAGAGCAAGGAGAAAUCCCAUCGUUGGGUGUAGCCUGAGAUACCCGUGCUAAACUACACUUUUUGCGGGCUUAUUUUGCGUUAGAGAAUUUCUCCUCAUCUGCACCUGUUGCAUAUCAUUCUUCAUUAGUAGUUUUGUAGUUGAAGAUGUAAAUUAAGCAUUUCCCCUUUUUCAUGGCAGCACUAAUUCCGCAUUCGUAGCAGGGGUUUGUGCGCAAACUACGCCCCCACCGAAUGAUCAUGGGUGGGUGUUUAAUUAAUCAUUUCUGUUCGUAGGAUGUC